CCGGGUCACAUUUACCCCGCAGCUCGCUCGGAAGGAGGAGGAAGGCACUUAGAUCAGGACUUCCCCUUCAGCUGCCUGGAGGUGGUACGACCUGGGCAGUAGUGAGAGCACCAAGAUGGCGGCUGCUCAGACUGUCCUUCACCUGGCCUUUCUAGCAUGGAAUGUGUUUGGGGUCUGGCAAAAUCUGGAGGUGACAGGCUCAGAGCUGAGCCAUGGGGCCCACACCUAUGGAGGCAGGUGGAAAUACCUCACUUUCAUUAACCAGGUGCUGCAGACCGUGUUUUUUGGGGUGUGUGUUCUUGCCGACCUGGGCCAAUUAUUUCUGUCCAGUAAGAACGGAAUGUGUUCCGGCCUGGUGAAGAUCAGAGAUUACCUGUUUGCCGUGCUGGCGUUCCCCAUUGGCGUGUUUGUAGUGUUCUCCUUCUGGAGUAUUUAUGCUUAUGAUCGGGAACUCGUUUACCCCAAGGUGCUGGACAGUUUCAUUCCCCCUUGGCUCAAUCACAUCAUGCACACGUUUGUCCUUCCGCUGCUUCUGGUCGAGCUGUUUGUCUGUUCCCACCAGUAUCCCAGCAAGAAACGGGGGCUUCUAGGUCUUGGCAUUUGUUGUCUUGCAUACUUAUCGUGGAUUCUGUGGGUGCAUCACGCGUCCGGUAUCUGGGUUUAUCCAAUCCUACAAAAGCUGGAUGCAGUGGGAUUGAUGGUUUUUCUUGCAGCGUCCGUUAUCAUCACCGUCCCUUUUUACCAGAUGGGGGAGUCUUUGACUAGGUUACGUUGGGGCGGCGCGAAAAAUACCAAGAAAAAGAAGGUGAAGUAAAAA
Messenger RNA from Spea bombifrons (plains spadefoot toad), 817 nucleotides. RefSeq names its product androgen-induced gene 1 protein-like. The transcript has 6 exons. The record is from RefSeq and is a predicted model, not a curated record. NCBI's taxonomy places the organism in Eukaryota, Metazoa, Chordata, Amphibia, Anura, Pelobatidae. The coding region runs from base 116 to 814 and encodes 232 amino acids. Gene Ontology annotation, cellular component: endomembrane system; membrane.